CAUCUAACGGGCGAUUAUCUUGAUCCGGUAGGCCUCGCCGCUCGCCUUAACUGGACCCGGGAGCGAGCGAAAGGCAUCAAUUGAACGGUUUGUGGCGUGCCGUAAACAACAAGUGUCGAUUGUCAGCCACCCCGACAGUCCUCUCGAUUCUCUCUCCAUACCUCCCUCUCGUCAUACAAGUGUUCGCAUUUCCAUUGUGUGCCGGUGAAACUAAAAGUCAAUUAGUGUAGUUUCCGAAGAUUGUUGCUCCUUUCCUUGGGACGCGAACAAGAAACCCGUUCAUGCGUUCGUGCGUGCGUGUGUGUGUGUGUGUGUGUCAAUUAUCGAAUCCUUUGCUUCCUCGCUUUAUGAGCCGACUCUUGUGUGACUUUUGUGUGUGUAAUUAAUACGAGCACUUCACCAGCCUCUGGCAGAGGCUUCGGUUACGGUUGGAGGAACAAAGUUUUCCACCCUCCUUUCCGACACAAAAGACGUUUACACGUUUUGGUCUGCGAAGACGCACACCAUUAUUCGCUCAUUAUCCUUCCGAGAAAAAGGGGUUGCGAGAAACAGGAUUUCCCUCCAGAAAAGUGCAUCCAAGACAUAGUGGUGUGUGUGUGAGCCGACAAAGCUGAAGCAAUGUUGCGGCACAGCCAACGAGCACGCAAACGCAACCAAGUGGCCGGCCUGCCGGGCAUUGCGGGCAUCCUGUUGAUCGUCGUAGGAUUAGUGGGAAAACUUUGCACCGCAAAUGCGGCCACCACCGUCCACUACCAGCGACAUGCUGCACCACCAGCCAAAUCGACGGCCACGCCCGCCCAACAGUACUUCGAUGCCGUUGCACCGGAAGAUCGAGAAAACUUCAUAAAAUACCAUCUGGACAGGGCACUGGAGGAGCGUUUGCCCCGGCACACGAGCAGCAUACCGAAGGACUUUGAGUUCGUUGCCUUCCAGCCCAGCGUAAGUGAAAAUCAUCUGGAGCUGGUGGAAGAACCGAACAGCACGAAGCUAUUAUCACCCGCUGCUGCCGUUGUCGUCACUGGCCCAUCGUUCAUUAGAUAUUCGAUCGUUUGCUACCGGUCCGGAUGCAUCGACACGAGUGACAUCGGUAACAUCUGCUGCCCUUUCUGAGUGGACACUCACACUCCCUUUCAGCUGGGCGGUCAGACAUGAUGCCAAAAAUAACAUUCCAGCAAGCUAACCUACCCAUCGAUUCUCAUAAAUGCACAUGGCAAACGAUGCCCCGCUUUGCAUCAUACAUACUGCUUCAUGCUUCCGGUGGUAGCUGCAUUGCCGCUGUAAAUCCCAGCAAUAUCUCUAAACAGAACCUUUGUGCACCUUUUCCCCACCCGCACGCUGCGGCAGGACGCGGCCGAGCCGGAACAUUUUUCCCUCAACCUGUUGGACCACUUUAUGAUCGCUUACGGUCUGUCGGAGCUGGAUGUGUACGCGUUUGUGGCGCUGAAUGUGAUCUGCUUCCCUUCCGGCUGGUGCUUCGACCCGGACGAUGUCGGUAACAUUUGCUGUCCCUUCUAGAGCUUCGGCAGCCUGGGCGUGUAAAUAGGACCUUGCAAGUGAAGCAGCGUAAAGUAAACAUAGACACACACACGGAUAUGUAUAAAACAAAUACACACACACAUGCUGAGCCCUUUAAGGAAAGCAGUCCAAAAAGGGCAGCAACAUGGGCGAGAUACAGCAAACCACAUGUUGACAAAAUUAACAUCAAUAAAACCAGAGCAAAUUGCUAAAUCAAUUAAGCCACCCCAACGAACCGGGGGAAGGAGUCCCCCGUUUUGGGGGCACUUUAUUUUA
Anopheles gambiae (African malaria mosquito) is the source of this 1791-nucleotide messenger RNA. RefSeq lists its product as uncharacterized. NCBI's taxonomy places the organism in Eukaryota, Metazoa, Arthropoda, Insecta, Diptera, Culicidae. The transcript has 3 exons. The record is from RefSeq and is a predicted model, not a curated record. The coding region runs from base 619 to 1110 and encodes 163 amino acids.